GCGAACGCCAUCGGCUGCUGCUCGUGUCACAUCGCGGGUGCAGACACAAACUGACUGCGAUGGUCACGAUCACCGAAGUGGCGACGGCCGAGGCCUUCAUGGCGGCGACACUGCCGCUUCGACUCCAGGCGCUCGAAGCCAGCAACCUCAUUACCAUGUCCAUGACGCAGUCGCCUCCGACGCCGACCAAGACCAAGUGGUUCUACCUCCUCUCGGGUGACAGCGAUCACACGCCCACGUCCUUUGCAGUGCUGACAGCGAACCAAGGUCCGUCGCUCGGACCCAACAUGACGUACGAUCAAGCUUUUGCGCUGGGCGAGUACGUCGCGACACAAGGCGUGACGAGCGUGACCGAGAUCCACGGGUACGAGCCCAGCACCAAUGCGUUCGUUGACGGCUACCAGCAAGUGCACCCCGACACCACGUGGCGCACAGGCGGCGAACCUGGUCUUGUCUAUCGCCUUGGCACACUGACGCCACCAGAGAAUGCCGCUGGGGCGCUGGUGCCGGCCACGGACGCCGACAUCGAGCCUCUUGUCGACUGGAUGAUCGCGUUCAAGAUGGACUGCUACGGGUCGGAACUGCCGCGCGAGGUAGCAACCGCAUCCGUCACGUCCUCGAUUGCCGCCGGCCGCAUGUUUUUCCAUGUCGUCGACGAGACGCGUGUGGGCUUUGGCGCGUUCGCGCCGCCCAUGACGACGGCCGACACGACCGUGUACAUGCUCGGACCGAUCUACAUUGUGCCCUCGGCGCGGCGUCGGGGCCAUGCCAAGGCGCUCACAUCUGCCCUCGCGCUGCAUGUUGAAGCGAUUUGUCCGACGCAGGCGAUUGCGCACAUGCUCAUUUCCGGUGCGGACAACAAAGCGUCCAACCAAACGUAUCGGAGCCUCGGGUUCGAGCCCGUGGGUCUCCUCGUCGGCUACUCUCUCCAGGCGACGCCAUAGUAGGUACUAAAACCGACAGUAAUAUCGUCCUCAUAACGACUACUCAUUUCCGACACAUGCGUUGCUAGCUGUGUAUGGACC
Molecule: messenger RNA, 1025 nt
Organism: Saprolegnia diclina VS20
Lineage: Eukaryota; Oomycota; Saprolegniomycetes; Saprolegniales; Saprolegniaceae
Exons: 1
Coding region: 60-944 (294 amino acids)
Molecular function (GO): acyltransferase activity, transferring groups other than amino-acyl groups
Source: RefSeq, a predicted model, not a curated record